Molecule: messenger RNA, 877 nt
Organism: Linderina pennispora
Lineage: Eukaryota; Fungi; Kickxellomycota; Kickxellomycetes; Kickxellales; Kickxellaceae
Product: proteasome beta 2 subunit
Exons: 1
Coding region: 173-766 (197 amino acids)
Biological process (GO): proteasomal protein catabolic process
Cellular component (GO): proteasome core complex, beta-subunit complex; nucleus; proteasome core complex
Molecular function (GO): peptidase activity
Source: RefSeq, a predicted model, not a curated record
GCUUUGCAAGGCAGACUGACGAGUGGCAUAUCCCUCUUUUUUUCUUCACAGCAGCCGCCAAUUUCUAUUCCACUACUUCUCUACCUUCGCAGGUCCUCGAGUAAUCAGAGCUCUUUCUUUAUUCUUCCCAUUCAGCACACACUCGCAUUGCUCAUUAUCGUCUGGCAGCAUCAUGGAGGCACAGUUUGCGAUUGCAGGAAAGGACUUUGUCGUUUCGGUGACGGACAAGAAUGUGGUCCACUCUAUCGUUAAAAUGAAGCACACCCAAGACAAGACGUGGCAGCUGUUGCCGAUGACGCUGAUGUCAGUGUGCGGCGAGCCGGGCGACACAGACUCGUACGCAGAGUAUAUCCAGGGGAAUGCCAAACUGUACAGCGUGCGCAACGCGCGGGAUCUGUCAGUAGGCGAGACAGCGAACUUUAUCCGCGGCGAGUUGGCCAGGGCACUGCGCUCACGCAAUCCGUUCCAGGUCAACCUGCUGGUCGCUGGGUACGACAAGGAGAAGAAGGAAGCGGCGCUGUAUUGGAUCGACUACCUUGCGGCGAUGGCCAAGGUGCCAUAUGGCGCGCACGGCUAUUGCUCGUACUUUUUGUACUCGGUCAUGGACCGCGAAUACACCGAGGACAUCACGCUGGAGCAGGCGCUCGACAUUGUCAAGAAGUGCAUCGCAGUCAUCAAGACUCGCUUCAUGAUCGACCUGCCCGACUUUACGAUCAAGAUCAUUGACCAGAACGGCACCCGCGAGAUUGAGCAGAGUGAUCUCUAGGCAUUUUGUUAGCAAGUCACGGCCUCCUGCUUUCCAAUGAAUCCGUCAGAAUAACCCACCUGCCGUCCAUGAGCCGGUCCGGCUCAGUCCUGAGCUGGAAACACCUGUGUG